GGGUGAGCUCUGUGGGAGCACCAGCGCCAGGGGAAGAUGCCUGUCGUGUGGCCGACGCUUCUGGAUCUCAGCAGGGAUGAGUGCAAGAGGAUCCUUCGCAAACUGGAACUGGAGGCAUAUGCAGGUGUCAUCAGUGCCUUACGUGCACAGGGAGACCUUACGAAGGAGAAGAAGGAUCUUCUUGGAGAACUCUCUAAAGUGCUUAGUAUUUCAACGGAAAGACAUCGUGCCGAAGUUCGGAGAGCAGUAAAUGAUGAACGAUUAACAACUAUUGCACACAAUAUGUCUGGACCAAAUAGCUCUUCAGAAUGGUCUAUAGAAGGACGUCGACUGGUGCCACUGAUGCCACGGCUUGUCCCACAAACAGCUUUUACUGUCACAGCUAAUGCUGUUGCCAACGCAGCUGUCCAGCACAAUGCAUCUCUUCCAGUCCCCGCAGAAACCGGAAACAAAGAAGUGGUGGUUUGCUAUUCCUACACAAGUACCACUUCAACCCCAACAUCUACCCCUGUUCCAAGUGGCAGUGUAGCAACAGUGAAGUCCCCCAGACCUGCCAGUCCAGCCUCCAGUGUAGUCGUCUUGCCAAGUGGAAGUGCAGUUUACGUCAAAA
Tinamus guttatus (white-throated tinamou) is the source of this 610-nucleotide messenger RNA. NCBI's taxonomy places the organism in Eukaryota, Metazoa, Chordata, Aves, Tinamiformes, Tinamidae. The record is from RefSeq and is a predicted model, not a curated record.